Messenger RNA from Ylistrum balloti, 4176 nucleotides. Its product is annotated as SWI/SNF-related matrix-associated actin-dependent regulator of chromatin subfamily A member 5-like. Gene Ontology annotation, molecular function: ATP hydrolysis activity; DNA binding; ATP binding. Bases 60 to 3131 code for a protein of 1023 amino acids. The transcript is spliced from 23 exons. The record is from RefSeq and is a predicted model, not a curated record. NCBI's taxonomy places the organism in Eukaryota, Metazoa, Mollusca, Bivalvia, Pectinida, Pectinidae. Gene Ontology annotation, biological process: nucleosome organization; regulation of transcription by RNA polymerase II. Gene Ontology annotation, cellular component: nucleus; chromatin.
GGACAAAGACAGUAAACGGGGGCCAAAACAGUGGAAAAUCGAAAAACAAAACCAUCAAGAUGUCGGAGUCAGAAUCAGACAGCAACGACGAGGCUAUGGACCAAAGUGACUCAUUCAUGCCCCCAGGGAAGGCACCAGUAGUGAUUCUGAAGUCACCCCCAAAACCCCAAGGGGAAGAAGAGGAAUUUGAUGCAAAGAUUGAAGCAGACCGGGGAAACAGAUUUGAGUUUUUGCUCAAACAGACAGAAUUGUUUUCACAUUUCAUGCAAACUGGAGCAGGUCCACAAGGUGGUAAAACACCAACAAGUCCCUUGAAAAUGAAACCAGGUCGUCCAAAGACAAAAAAAGAUGAAAAACAGAAACUUGCAACAUCUGGAGAUCAUAGACAUCGAAGAACUGAACAGGAGGAAGAUGAGGAGCUGCUCACAGAAAGCAAAAAAGUUCAGAACAGUGUAUACCGCUUUGAUUCCUCUCCAUCAUACGUCAAAUCAGGAGAAAUGAGGGACUACCAAGUACGUGGAUUGAACUGGAUGAUUUCUCUGUAUGAAAAUGGUAUCAAUGGUAUUCUAGCUGAUGAAAUGGGACUUGGUAAGACAUUACAAACAAUAUCAUUGCUGGGCUACAUGAAACACUAUCGGCAUCUACCAUCUCCUCAUCUUGUCAUCUGUCCCAAAUCUACCCUUGCCAACUGGGUGUGUGAAUUCAAAAGGUGGUGCCCAAGUCUUCGAGCAGUCUGCCUUAUAGGAAGUGCUGAACAGAGGGCUACCUUUAUCCGUGACACCCUGAUGCCAGGUGAGUGGGAUGUCUGUAUCACCUCAUAUGAAAUGGUCAUCAGGGAGAAAUCUGUCUUCAAGAAGUUCAACUGGCGAUAUCUUGUUAUUGAUGAAGCUCACAGAAUCAAGAAUGAGAAAUCAAAGCUAUCAGAAAUUGUCAGAGAGUUCAAGUCUGCAAAUCGACUAUUGUUGACGGGAACACCAUUACAAAACAACCUUCAUGAACUGUGGUCUCUACUCAACUUUCUUCUACCUGAUGUGUUCAAUUCCUCAGAUGAUUUUGAUUCCUGGUUUAAUACAAACAGUUGUCUUGGUGACAAAGAGCUUGUGGAAAGACUGCACAUUGUCCUAAGACCCUUUUUAUUGAGACGUAUAAAGUCAGAAGUGGAAAAAAAAUUGUUGCCGAAAAAGGAAGUGAAGAUCUUUGUAGGGCUCAGUAAAAUGCAGAGAGAAUGGUAUACGAAGAUCCUGAUGAAGGAUAUUGAUGUUGUUAAUGGUGCUGGUAAAAGUGACAAGAUGAGAUUGCUAAAUAUUCUCAUGCAGUUGCGGAAAUGUGCAAACCAUCCAUAUCUAUUUGACGGAGCAGAGCCUGGUCCGCCAUACACCACAGAUCAACACUUGGUGGAUAACUGUGGUAAAAUGGUGAUCCUGGAUAAACUCUUGCCCAAACUGAAAGCCCAAGGCUCAAGAGUACUGAUCUUCAGUCAAAUGACCAGAGUACUUGACAUCCUCGAGGAUUAUUGUUUCUGGAAAAACUACAACUAUUGUCGAUUGGAUGGAAGCACACCCCAUGAAGACAGAACAGUGUCAAUCAAUGAUUUCAACAUGCCAGGCAGUACCAAAUUCGUGUUCAUGUUGAGUACAAGAGCUGGUGGACUGGGAAUCAACUUGGCUACUGCAGACUGUGUCAUCCUGUACGACUCUGACUGGAACCCACAAGUUGACCUUCAGGCUAUGGACCGUGCCCAUCGUAUCGGACAGCAGAAGCAGGUGAGAGUGUUCCGUUUCAUUACUGAGAACACUGUGGAGGAAAGAAUUGUGGAAAGAGCAGAAAUGAAACUCAAACUGGAUAACAUUGUUAUACAACAAGGACGCUUAGUCGACCAGAACACCAACCGAUUAGGGAAGGAGGAUGUAUUAAAUAUGAUCCGACAUGGUGCCAGUCAUGUAUUUGCCUCAAAAGAAUCAGAAAUCACUGAUGAGGAUAUUGAUUUAAUCUUGGAGAGAGGGGAGAAAAAGACAGAGGAAAUGAAGGAAAAAUUGGCAGGAUUAGGGGAGAGUUCCUUGGCCACAUUUACCUUAGACACACCAAGUGAUAGUGUGUACCAGUUUGAGGGUCAAGAUUACAGAGAAAAACACAAGGGAGGUAUGGGUCUGUGGAUUGAGCCACCGAAGAGAGAAAGGAAGGCCAACUAUGCCGUUGAUGCCUAUUUCAGAGAGGCAUUACGAGUCAGUGAACCAAAGGCACCUAAGGCGCCUAGACCACCCAAACAGCCCAAUGUCCAGGACUUCCAAUUCUUUCCUCCAAGGUUGUUUGAACUCCUAGACAAGGAGAUCUAUUUUUAUCGGAAGUCCAUUGGCUACCGUGUACCAAGGAACCCUGACCUAGGGUCUGACGCUGAACGCAUCAGGAAAGAAGAACAACAAAGGAUUGAUGAGGCCGAGGUCUUAAAUGAGGAUGAAUUGAAAGAGAAGGAGGAGCUUCUAAAUGAGGGUUUCACCAAUUGGAGUAAAAGAGACUUCAACCAAUUUAUCAAAGCCAAUGAGAAGUAUGGUCGAGAUGACUUGGAUAGCAUUGCCAGGGAUGUUGAGGGAAAGACUCCUGAUGAGGUGAUGGAAUACUCUGGUGUGUUCUGGGAGAGAUGUAAUGAGCUACAGGACAUCGACAAAAUCAUGUCCCAAGUGGAACGUGGAGAAGCCAAGAUACAGCGUAGGAUCAGUAUCAAGAAGGCACUGGAUGCAAAGAUGGCAAGGUACCGAGCACCAUUCCAUCAGCUGAGGAUCCAGUAUGGUACAAACAAGGGUAAGAACUACACUGAAGAAGAGGACCGCUUCCUCAUCUGUAUGCUUCACAAACUCGGCUUUGACAAGGAGAAUGUUUAUGAUGAACUCCGCACAGCUGUCAGGCAGGCCCCACAGUUCAGGUUCGACUGGUUCAUCAAGUCACGAACAGCAAUGGAGCUUCAGAGACGUUGUAAUACUCUGAUAACAUUGAUAGAGAGAGAGAAUAUGGAGAUGGAAGAAAAAGAGAAAGCUGAGAGGAAGAGAAAGGGACCAAAAUCAGGAGCAAAGGGAGGACAGAAGAGGAAAGCUGAUGGCACACCAGACAACCGAGGACGACCAAAGAAAAAGAAGUGAACCUAAAAGCUUGUUGUGUAGAUUUGCAGAUAAUGCAUACAAGAUAAUACUGGUGUCAAUUCCUUUCUGUAAAGGGCUGAUCCAUACUGAUACACACAAAUGACAGUUAAUUUUUCACCAAUCAAGGGCUUAUGUCAUAAUGUCAGAACACAGUUGAGUGUGAGUAAUGAAAUUUGAUAUACAGACAGUGUGCUUGAAGUGAAUUGUGCUUGGGUGAUUUAACAUACUGACAGUAAAAGGUGUAUCAGAAGCUUUUUCUCCAAGAUUGAGAAAAAGACACAUUAAUAUCAGGGUAGAAACUGGAGGUAUCUGAAUUGGUUUCGACCUUAGCACUCAGAAUUACGCUUUCAGGAAACACUGAUAAUGAUGGACAAGGACCACAUAAAGACAUGAUAACAAUAAUGUAGCCGAGUCUGGUUCAGCAGAUUUUUACAUACAUCACUGUUACUAGUUGUAGUAGGACACUUGUGCUGUAGUGUUCUGUGUACUUUGUGUCAUUCUUUUAACAUUGAAAAUUCUUUUUCAUUUCAUUUUUUUAAUUUUACCAUGUCAAAUGAUGGACUUCAAAAUCUUGGUUCUCAUUGUAUAUUUUGGCUCAUUUCCAAAUGUAUCAAUUAUGAUGAGGUAAAACAAUUUUUUAACAAAAACUGGAAACAAUUAGCAUGAGGUCCUUUUUGAAUGUUGAAUUGUCUCCCUGUCAUCAUAGCACUUUGAUUGUGUAAUGUCCUGUACCUUUCCCAACUAUCAUUAUUUAUUCAUUUGUGAUAACAGAUUAUGUAUAUAUAGUGUUAGUAGCAAUUAAAUUAGAAUUCAUACCUGGUAAUUUUAAGAUUUUGGAGAAUCUAAUUUGGCAAUAUUCAUAAGCAUUUGAUAGUGUUGGAGUCCCAAAAUAAGUAAACUUUUGUAAGCAAAUCAUUGUUUAUGUGAAAGUUUAGCUAGAGUCAUUUUACAGGUCACUGAAAAAUUUUCCUGACUUAGAUGUGAUAAAACUGUGCAUUACGUCGACAUAAAUAUCAAUGUUGUCAAUAAAUUCAUCUGAAGACAA